CCUGCACAGUCAUUCGCAGCAUGGAUUUUGCUCUGAAGGUGGUGCAGUGGUCAGAAUCGGAGACAGUACGACUCCAGCUCUGGGACAUUGCAGGGCAGGAACGCUUCACGUCUAUGACCCGGCUAUACUACAAGGAGGCAUCAGCCUGCAUUAUCAUGUUUGAUGUCACCAACAUCAGCACAUUCAGCAACAGCCAAAAGUGGAAGCAGGAUUUGGACAGCAAACUCAUGCUGCCAGAUGGGAACCCUGUGCCUUGCCUACUACUAGCUAAUAAAUGUGACCUUUCCCCAUGGGCAGUGACAAGAGAAGAAGAGGAAGAAAAUGGCUUUUCUGGUUGGGUGGAAACAUCUGUCAAGGAAAACAAGAAUAUUAAUGAGGCGAUGAGAGUUCUGAUUGAAAAGAUGAUGUCCUCAUCCACCGGUGAUGGAAGUUCCUCUGCUUCUGGAAGUGGGGAUUAUAUUAACAUAAAAGAGACAUCACCACCAGGCUGGGCUUGCUGUUAGAUGCACUUGCAUCAUCUGCCCUGGGUCUAGCAGCAGUGUCCUUUUUUUAUUAUUCUUAAACCAGCUCUCACUGGUAUUUUUACUUGAUAGUGAACUGUCUCCUGUUCAGUGCACAUUGGUUCUCAAUAGAGCGUUGCUGCAAUGAUUUUUGGGUGAGGAGUGGAAAGAGGAGAGGAAUGAGAAAAGGAUUCCUCUUCUGGUGUAGUGGCAACUGGAAGUCCUGCUGCUAGUAAGGUAGCACAGUCUGUGUCCAAGCAUGUGGCUUGGAUUAAUGAUUUUUAAUUUAGAGCACUUCAUUGCCUCACAUGCGAUUGCCUGUCUUGGGCAGGGGGAAGGAUGGGGAAGGUAUAUUUUAAUAUUGUUGCAUCUUUCAUUCCCCACCAUAUGCAUACAGUAAACACACAUGUGCCAUGCCAAAGUGUUACAGUGACCUCCUUUGGAUGCAUGCAAAGCUCAAGCAGUCUUUCUGUGCCUUCAGAUUCCCACGGUGGGAUUACAGCAAACUCUUUACUUCACCCUCUGGAACGACAUACCUCUGCUUAUGUGUCAUGGAGAGACCAAAACAUCUCAUCAUUGCCACUGUCUUUAAGAUGCACAGCCAGGUGCAGAUUAGCGCAAUGUCCCAUGUUACUGGACCUGUAAAAUAAUCAGUGGAUGAAUUUGAAAAAUUGUAUAGCACAGCCCUCACUUAUGUGUAUAUUAACUGCAGUGCUUGCAGCAGAGACAUCAGAUUUUUGUCAUGAAUUGUCCGGUUGCCUUAUGUUCAUUUUUUUUCACUCAUCCUCUCUAGCAGAAGCCUAUGUAUUCUGUUCUGCUGCCGCUUUAUUAGGGCACCAAGAGCUGAGUGAGGAAUAGGUUGUAAACUCCUUUGUAUGAUGGAACAACAGGCCUUUUCACUUUUAGAACACCCUGUAACCUACCAUCUCAAAUAGCUUUGCAAUUGCUGACGAAUUGCCUUCCCACAAUUAUUCUGUACUGGUGAGUGAAUUUGGUAGCAGGGAUGCUGCUGGAGAUACAGCCCUCUGAAAGCCCACCUGCUGGUUUUAGUGGUCCAAGGGGGAAGCAAAGGAGAAGACUUUGCGGGACAAAGGAAAUGACGAGAACCACUCCCCGCUUGCCUUUUGAUGCCUGCUUUUUCCUAGCAUAUCCCCCAGGUAUUCACC
Molecule: messenger RNA, 1666 nt
Organism: Struthio camelus australis
Lineage: Eukaryota; Metazoa; Chordata; Aves; Struthioniformes; Struthionidae
Source: RefSeq, a predicted model, not a curated record